Molecule: messenger RNA, 1263 nt
Organism: Pezoporus flaviventris
Lineage: Eukaryota; Metazoa; Chordata; Aves; Psittaciformes; Psittacidae
Gene: PPA2
Product: inorganic pyrophosphatase 2
Biological process (GO): phosphate-containing compound metabolic process
Cellular component (GO): cytoplasm; extracellular exosome
Molecular function (GO): magnesium ion binding; inorganic diphosphate phosphatase activity
Source: RefSeq, a predicted model, not a curated record
CACCUCGGCGCCGCCAUGCGAGGUUUCCCGGCGGGGCCAGGCGGGGCUGGCGCGGAGGAGCGGAGCAGCGCAGGCCCGGCAGCCGCAGGAAGGGGAGGGAAGGCAGCCGCCGUCGCCAUCAUGCGUGCGCCGCCGGGGCUGGUGCGCCUGCUGGCGGCGCGGGGUUGGGGGCGAGCGCCGCGCCGCUACCUCGGCGCCAUGUCCCGGUACGUUACGGAGCAGCGGGGCCGGCCGAACUCUGCCGAUUACCGCCUCUACUUUAAGAAUGCAGAUGGUAAAUACAUUUCCCCAUUUCAUGACAUUCCACUGUUUGCUGGAUCUAAAGAGGAUAAAGAGAUUCCUGCAAAGAGGUCAAGAACUACUGGAUCUGAGGUCGUGUUUAACAUGAUUGUAGAAGUGCCUCGUUGGACGAAUGCAAAAAUGGAGAUUGCCACUGAGGAGCCGUUGAAUCCCAUUAAACAAGAUAUAGAGAAAGGCAAGCUUCGAUAUGUGGCAAAUAUCUUUCCUCACAAGGGUUAUAUAUGGAAUUAUGGUGCCCUCCCACAGACCUGGGAAGAUCCAAACCAUACAGACAACAAUACAGGAUGCUGUGGGGAUAAUGAUCCUAUUGAUGUUUGUGAAAUAGGUUCAAAGAUUCGUUCUUCUGGUGAGAUUGUUCAGGUGAAGGUCUUGGGUGUUUUAGCUCUUGUUGAUGAAGGAGAGACAGAUUGGAAGAUAAUUGCUAUCAGUGUGGAUGACCCAGAUGCUCACAAAAUCCAUGAUAUUGAUGAUGUCAGGAAGCACAAACCAGGUUACCUCGAGGCUACAGUUGACUGGUUCCAAGCGUAUAAACUCCCUGAUGGUAAACCACAAAAUCACUUCGCUUUUAAUGGAGAAUUUAAAAACAAGGAUUUUGCUGUUGAAAUUAUCAAAUCCACCCAUGAAUACUGGAAAGCUUUGCUUCAUAAAAAAGCUGAUGGAGGUAAUGUUAAGUGCACAAAUGUUUUGGUGAGGGACAGCCCGUUUUGUUGCAGCGAGGAGGAUGCCCGAUCAAUUGUGCAGUCGGCACCAGUGCAUGUGAAUGGAGAUUCUGUUUCCCCAGAAGUCGAUUCCUGGUACUUUUUCCCCAAGUGAUUGUCAAAGUGUUCUGAAGCUGCAUCUUCAAAUCUUGAAGUUGUCCCUUUUUUGAAGACUGGCAAAAGCACUAACUGUUGGGUUCCUGUUGAAACAACUUUCCAACGUGUGUAAACCUUCUCUCAUGUAAAUAAACAUUGACAUUAUAAA